AUGGAAGUGAUGGCAUUCGCUGGAAAAGAUCCACUAAGAGCUCCAAUAUCUCUUGCUCUAGAAAUAGAGGUGUAUGCGAACUCGAUCGAGUCGGUCUACAGAAGACUUGGUCGAGCUAGACUUACAACGGGUAGAAAGAGGGUUCAGAGGUCACAGAGGGUACAAGAGGAACCUGAGGUGCUUGUUGCUGAUACAAUGGAUGUACCAGAGGGGAAUGGAAACCCUUUGGGCAAUGGACUCGGUCGAGCUAGGCAAACUCGACCGAUUGGUCAAGGAGAUGCUCCAAACCGCCACCAACAGAGACAAGGGAUUGUUCCACCACCAGUGCAGAACCACAACUUUGAGAUCAAGCUGGGAAUGAUCAACCUUAUCAAUGGUGUCUCUGAAGAUGCCAUCAAGCUGAGACUCUUUCCUAUGUCUCUAGCUGACAAAGCUCACCAAUGGGAGAAGAGCUUGCCCCAUGGCACAAUCACCACUUGGGAUGAAUGCAAGAAGGCCUUUCUUGCUAAGUUUUUCUCCACCGGUCGCACAGCCAAGCUUAGAGGAGAGAUAUCCAGCUUCAUCCAGCGAAACAAUGAGACAUUCGCAGAGGCUUGGGAGAGGUUCAAAGGCUACACAAGUCAGUGCCCACACCAUGGAUUCAACAAUGAAUCACUACUCUCCACUCUUUAUAGAGGAUGCUUGCCUAGGUAUAGGGAGAUGCUAGACACAGCUAGCAAUGGGAACUUCCUCAACCAGGAUGUAGAUGAUGGCUGGCAACUUGUGGAGAACAUAGCUAACUCAAAUGGAAGCUAUGGAGAAGAGUAUGAUCGCACCAACCGGAGCUCGACCCACCACUCGAUCGAGUCAGACGAAAAGUUGAGAAAAGAUGUUAAGGCAUUGAAUGAGAAGUUGGAUAAGCUGAUCCUAGCUCAGUCCACAAUGAAGAAAGUCAACUUUGUGUCUGCUGAGGAGAUGGAACCAGUCCAAGAAGGGGAGGAUACACAAUUUGCUGAGGUGUGCUACAUGAGCAAUGGGCAAGGAGGUUACAACAAAGGAUACUAUAAUUACAAGUCCAACCCUGCCAUGUCAUACCGCAACACUGAUGUUGCUAACCCUCAGGACCAAGUCUAUCCUCAACAACAAGCAGCUCGAUCGAGUCAAGCCACAACAUGGGUAUGGUCAAAAGAACAAUUACCAAGGACCACAAGGCACUUUCCCUGGACAACAAAUGAAUAUCCCACCAGGCUUCCCCACCAACCACCCCAGCCUGCACCUUCACAAGAGAAUGAGCUCAAGGCAAUGCUAAAGCAACUACUUCAAGGGCAAGCUGAUGGGGUAGUGGACACAAGCAAGAAGCUAGCUGAAAUAAACUCUAAGAUCGAGAACCUCAACACAAGGGUUUACUCUCUGGAGAAUCAUGCUUCUUCUGUUGCUGCUGCUACAAAGCAAGGACAACUACAAGGUUCUACUGUACCUGGUAAAGCUAUUCAGAACCCCAAGGAACAGUGCAAGGUCAUCUUCACUCAAGAAGGACUUGUUGAAGAAGAGGAUCAAGAAAGGGUCAUUGAAGAUUUUUGUUUACUGCUGAAUGAUGAGAGAUUGUUGCUGCUGAGGCUCCUGGAGUCCAGAUUGAUCAACCAGAAGUGCAGGCACCUACUGUGGCCUUCACACUUCACCACCAUUUUGCUUGAUCCUUACCAACCGGUUGCCGCUUCCUCGUCUCGCCUACUUAGUCAAGGUCACAAGGAAGUGAUUCACAAGUUCAGAAGAGAUCUCAGUGGGAUUGGAAUUGAGUUGCCUCCUAUGGAUAGCAUGAUUCAACCUGCUUACUUCACCCACUUCCUACCAAAGGUCAAGGAUCAAGGGAAAUUCACUCUCCCUUGCACACUUGGGCAUCUUGAGCUUGACAAUGCCUUAGUGGAUUCUGGAGCAAGCAUCAAUCUGAUCUCUCUCUCCAUGGCAGAGAAGCUAGGCAUUGCUGGAGCCUUGCAGCGCCCUACUACUUCAAUCAUGUUUGGAGAUGCAACUUCUAAGUCUCCUCUUGGAGUGUUCAAGAACUAUCACUUGAAAAUUGGAGAAUGCAUCAUCCAAACUGAUCUCACUGUGAUGGAAUGGAAGAAGAGAAGGAUCUACCUCUGUUAUUGGGAACCCCAUUCCUUAGUUGUGAAGGAAAGGGUUGACAAAGAACCAAGAGUUGGGAAGGAUAAGGUUGAGAGAGGACCAAGGAUUGAGAAGCCACGUCUUGAGAGGGCUAGAGUUGAGAAACCACGAUCUGAUAGGCCAAGAGCUGAUAGACUUGUUCAAGCCCCUUGUGUGCUUGAUGAAGAGAGCCUUCAAGCUUUGUUUGAUGAGCCACUAGGAAGGGCUCUAAAAGAAGGGGAGGAUGUAGCCUCUAAGGCAAGACCAGGGAUAAAAGAAAGGAUCCACCAGCUCAGGCCCCUUCAGUCAAGCCAUCUCAGCUCACAAUGA
This is a messenger RNA of Microthlaspi erraticum, 2451 nucleotides long. Lineage: Eukaryota; Viridiplantae; Streptophyta; Magnoliopsida; Brassicales; Brassicaceae. The record is from the annotation of a GenBank genome assembly.